AUGGACGCUGCUACAGCCAGCGGCGGCAGCAGUGCCACCGACGUCAAUGUCAGCGACAAUGUCAACGACAACGCCAACGACAACGCCAACGACAACGCCAACACCACCGUCGACAGGAUCAAGGAAAAAGACGGCGCCUCACCCGGAGGGGGCAUCUUUGACAGCGACACGGACGACGUGACGGUGCGCGUGCAGGCGUCGGGCGCGGUGCUGGGCGAGACGCUCUUCUCGCGCAUCGACCCGCGCGUGCUGCCGGGCGAGAUGCUGCUGGUGCUGGGGCGGCCGGGCGCGGGGUGCACGUCGCUGCUGCGGGUGCUGGCCAACGACCGGGCGUCGUUUGAGUCGGGGGCGGGCUCGGUCCGCGGGGCCAUCUACUACGGCAGCAUGGACCACGUGGCGGCGCGGCGGUUCCGGCAGCAGAUUACGCUCAACACGGAGGACGACAUCCACUUCCCGACGCUGUCGGUGGACCAGACGCUUACGUUUGCGCUCAAGAACAAGACGCCGCGCACGCGGCCGAUGGACGGCACGACGGACAGCCCGACGGACAGCCAGUCGUUCGUGGGCAACGAGUUCAUCCGCGGCGUGUCGGGCGGCGAGCGCAAGCGCGUGUCGCUGGCCGAGGUGCUGGCGGCGCAGAGCCCCGUGCAGCUGUGGGACCAGCCGACGCGCGGGCUCGACAGCAAGACGGCGCUCGAGUUCAUCGAGAUGCUGCGCCACGCGGCCGACACGGACCGCACGACGGUCGUCGCGACGCUGUACCAGGCGGGCAACGCCAUCUACGACGCCUUUGACAAGGUGCUGGUGCUCGCCGAGGGCUGCGUCCUGUACUACGGGCCGGCCCGGGCGGCGCGCGCCUACUUUGAGGGCCUCGGCUUUGUGUGUCCGCCGGGCGCCAACAUUGCCGACUUUCUGACGUCGGUGACGGUCGCGACGGAGCGGCAGAUUGCGCCGUCGCACGCGGGCGCGGGCGCGGGCGCCGUGCCCAGCACGCCCCAGGAGUUCGAGGCCGCGUUCCGGCAGAGCGCCGUGUGCCAGCAGAUGCGGGCGCGCGAGGUGGACCCGGCGACGCGGGCGGACGAGGUGGCGGACCUGCAGGUGGCGGUCGCGGGCGAGAAGCAGGAGCGGCGGGUGUGGACGGUGGGCCCGCGCAGCGUGUACACGGCGGGCCUGCUGGACCAGAUCCGGCACUGCACGGUGCGGCAGUUCCAGAUCAUGCUGGGCGACCGGCUGUCGCUGGGCGUCAAGAUCUUCUCGGCCACGGUGCAGGCGCUCGUCUGCGGCAGCCUCUUCUACAACAUGCCGCACACGAGCCUGUCGACGUUCCUGCGGCCCGGCGUGCUCUUCUUCCCCGUGCUCUACUUCUUGCUCGAGGGCAUGUCCGAGACGACGGCCUCCUUCACGGGGCGCCCCAUCCUGAUGCGCCACAAGCGCUUCGGCUUCUACCGGCCGACGGCGUUUUGCAUCGCCAACGCGCUCACCGACAUCCCCGUCGUGCUCGUGCAGGUGUCGCUGUUCUCGCUCAUAAUCUACUUCAUGGCCGCGCUGCAGACGGACGCCGGCAAGUUCUUCACCUUCUGGGCCGUCACCGUCGCCUGCACGCUGUGCUUCCUGCAGCUGUUCCGCGCCAUCGGCGCCCUGUGCACGCGCUUCGGCCUCGCGUCGCAGAUGAUGGGCCUCUUCAGCACCGUCUUCUUCGUCUACGGCGGCUACCUGAUCCCCUACAACCGCAUGCACCCCUGGUUCCGCUGGCUGUUCUACCUGAACCCGGGCGCCUACGCCUUCGAGGCGCUCGUCGCCAACGAGUUUGACGGCCUGUCGCUCGCGUGCGUCGCCCCCAACUACGUGCCCUACGGGCCGGGCUACGACGACAUGGGCAUCACGGCGACGCGCGGCUGCACCGUCCCCGGCAGCGACGCGGCCACGGGCCUCAUCGACGGCGUCACGUACAUCCGCGAGCACUUCAACUACUCGCCGGGCCACGUCUGGCGCGGCUUCGGCGUCGUCGUGGCCUUUUGGCUGUUCUUCAUUGCCGUCACCGCGCUCGCCUUUGAGUUCCGCAGCAGCAGCGGCGGCUCGUCCGUGCUGCUCUUUAAGCGCCACUUCCGCAGCGCCGCCAAGGUGCCGGACAUGGAGGACGUGCCCUCGACGUUCUGCUGGCACGGCCUCGACUACUACGUCAAGCACCAGGGCGCCCAGCUGCAGCUGCUCGACAAGAUCUUCGGCUUCGUGCAGCCCGGCCACCUCGUCGCGCUCAUGGGCAGCUCCGGCGCCGGCAAGACCACGCUGCUCGACGUGCUCGCCCAGCGCAAGGACGCCGGCCGCAUCACCGGCUCCAUCCUCAUCGACGGCCGCCCCCAGGGCAUCUCCUUCCAGCGCCUCACCGGCUACUGCGAGCAGAUGGACGUCCACGAGGACACCGCCACCGUGCGCGAGGCCCUCGCCUUCUCCGCGCUGCUGCGCCAGCCGCAGGCCACGCCGCGCCGCGAGAAGCUCGCCUACGUCGACCACAUCCUCGACCUGCUCGAGCUGCGCCCCUUUGCCGACGCCCUCAUCGGCGUCCCCGGCGCCGGCCUCUCCAUCGAGCAGCGCAAGCGCGUCACCCUCGGCGUCGAGCUCGUCGCCAAGCCCACGCUGCUCUUCCUCGACGAGCCCACGUCGGGCCUCGACGGCCAGUCCGCCUACAACAUCAUCCGCUUCCUGCGCCGCCUCGUCGACGGCGGCCAGGCCGUCCUCUGCACCAUCCACCAACCCUCCGCCGUCCUCUUCGAAGCCUUCGACUCCCUCCUCCUCCUCGCCAAAGGCGGCAAAAUGGCCUACUUCGGCCCCACCGGCGACCGCUCCCACCUCGUCCUCGACUACUUUGCCCGCAACGGCGCCCCCUGUCCCCCCGACACCAACCCGGCCGACCACAUCGUCGAGGUCAUCCAGGGCAAGGCCGGCGGCCGCACCAUCGCCGACUGGGUCGACCUGUGGGACGCGUCCCCCGAGCGCGACGCCGCCUACCAGAAGAUGCUGUCUCUCGCGAGCGCCGCCGCCGACAACGGGCCCCCCGCCGGCGACGACCUCGAGUACGCCUCGCCCCUCCCGUUCCAGUUCCGCAUGGUGCUGCACCGCCUCAUGGUGCAGCUCUGGCGCUCGCCCGACUACGUCUGGAACAAGAUCAACCUGCACAUCUUUGCGGCCCUCUUUGGCGGCUUCACCUUUUGGAAGAUGGGCAACACCGCCUUUGACCUGCAGCUGCGCCUCUUUGCCAUCUUCAACUUUGUCUUUGUCGCCCCCGGCUGCGUCAACCAGAUGCAGCCCUUUUUCCUGCACAACCGCGACCUCUUUGAGACGCGCGAAAAGAAGAGCAAGACCUACCACUGGCUGGCCUUUGUCGGCGCCCAGAUUGUCUCGGAGAUUCCCUACCUCGUCAUCUGCGCCACCGUCUACUUUGCCUGCUGGUACUUUACCGCCGGCUUCCCCGUCAAGGCCAGCGUCUCGGGGCACAUGUACCUGCAGAUGAUUUUCUACGAGUUCCUCUACACGUCCAUCGGCCAGGCCAUUGCCGCCUACGCGCCCAACGACUACUUCGCGGCCAUCUCCAACCCGCUGCUCAUCGGCGCCGGCCUCAUCACCUUUUGCGGCGUCGUCGUCCCCUACGCCCAGAUGCAGCCCUUUUGGCGCUACUGGCUCUACUACCUCGACCCCUUCAACUACCUCGUCGGCGGCCUGCUCGGCACCGUCAUCUACGACGUCCCCGUCCGCUGCGCCGACCAGGAGUACACCGUCUUCGACCCGCCCGCCAACCAGACCUGCGGCGAAUACAUGGCCCCCUUCUUGCAGUACAGCUUCGGCUACGUCGCCGACCCCGACGCCACCGCCGCCUGCCAGUACUGCGCCUACUCGACCGGCGGCGACUACGCCAAGACGUUCAACCUCAACGAGAAGUACUAUGCCUGGCGCGACACCGGCGUCACUGCGCUGUUUUGCAUCUCGUCGUACCUCAUGGUCGUCGUCAUGAUGAAGCUGCGCAGCAAGAAGACGAAGAGCGCGCGGGCGGAGUAG
Molecule: messenger RNA, 4050 nt
Organism: Sporothrix brasiliensis 5110
Lineage: Eukaryota; Fungi; Ascomycota; Sordariomycetes; Ophiostomatales; Ophiostomataceae
Product: ABC drug exporter AtrF
Exons: 7
Coding region: 1-4050 (1349 amino acids)
Biological process (GO): transmembrane transport
Cellular component (GO): membrane
Molecular function (GO): ATP binding; ABC-type transporter activity; ATP hydrolysis activity
Source: RefSeq, a predicted model, not a curated record